Molecule: messenger RNA, 4607 nt
Organism: Paramisgurnus dabryanus
Lineage: Eukaryota; Metazoa; Chordata; Actinopteri; Cypriniformes; Cobitidae
Source: RefSeq, a predicted model, not a curated record
UAAAAAAUAUACAUUCCCGUGACGUUGAAAUAAAAACGAAAGUGAAAGUGCGUGCCCCUUUAAGGAAAGCAACGUUUCGACGCUAUCCCCUAUAUGUUAUGUUAUGUUAUUUUCUUUUUUGUGUAUAGGAACGAAAAAUCGACAUUCUUUUGACCGCGGUAACAAUGAAAGAUUAACAUGAUGUGUGGACAUAUCGUGACGCAGCAGUAGGCUACUGUAGGCCUGUACUGUAUGCAGACAUGUAUGGGACGAGGCGCAUUGAAUUAGAAUGAAUCAGUUUGCACUUUUGAUGCCUGCUGUAGGGUGAUGUCCCACUAUGUUUUACUGAAUAGCAGAGAGACGAUUUAACUUCUAACCUGAAGAAUCAGAUUGAGUUUCACUGAAGAACAACACAGAAGACAAAGAUGGCAACUGCAAGCAGCAAUGAGUUUCAGCUUGUUGUCCCUGAAACAGCUCAGAGAACUAGAGUUAAAAGAAGGGGUGAAUUGACUAUACCAUGUCACCUGUCACCUGAAAUCAGUGCUGUUGAGAUGGCGAUCAGAUGGUUUAAGGAGACAGACUGUGUGUGCAUCUAUAAGAACAGAGAGAUGAUUGAAGGGAGAGGAUUCGAGGGCAGAGUGAAUCUGAUCACUGAGAAGCUGGAGAAAGGAGAUGUUUCCUUAUCACUGAAAGACUUCAGACCGUCUGAUCAGGGAGAUUAUGUGUGUCAGGUCACCAGUGGAGUCAAAACAGAGGAGAUAACAGUAAGAGUAAAAAAAGAAGAAAAAAGAGUAAAACAUGAAGGAGAAAGAGAAAGUUUUUUUGAAGCACGUUGGGAAGCAAUGAUUGCAGAUCCUCUACGUUUAAUUUUACAAGUAGAGAAAGUAAACAGAACAUGGACUGAAGAGGAGAGAUUAAAAAUGGAGGACUCAGCUCUAAUGGCAGAGUUUGAAAAAAACAAGAAUCCUGAAGAGUUGAAACGACUUCUCACAGAAAGAAACAAACUCAUACAGGAGAAAAAAAAUAUUCUUUUAGAGAGCAAACAGACACUUCAAACGAAGGACAUGGCGUUAGAGGAAAAGGAAAGACAUCUUAAAGACAUGGAUUAUAAACUGCAACAAACAAUCAAAGAAUUUGAGAAGACACAGAGUCAGCUUCAGGAGAAAGAGACACAAAUGGACAAUAUGAACAAACUGAUGAGUGAGAAAGAGAGACUGCUGGAGAACACCGUCAAAGAACUGGAAACCAGUAAACAUCAACUGAAGACACUGAGAAAUGAACUACAGGAGAUGAAGACACAACUGGAUGAACAGAAAACUAAAUUCACUCAUCAGGAGAAAACACUACAAGAAAACAAACAACAGCAGCAACAAUCUGAUCAAGAAAACAAAAAUCUGCAUUCUGAGCUAGAUCGACUGAAAAGCGAGUCAUCUACACAUUUAUCUGAGUUGAAUGAAAAAUGCAAAUGUUUGGAAGAUAUGGAAAAACUUUUAGUUGAAAGAGACGCACAGAUUAAAGAUCUUGAGAAAAGCAAAGAAACAGCUUUAGAGGAAAAGGACAAACUUCUAAAUAAAUCAAAUGAUAAACUAUUACAAACAACCAGAGAGAUUAAGGAAAAACAAACAGAAAUUGAAGAGAAAACUAAACUAAUGAGUGAGAAAGAGAGACUGCUGGAGAACACAGUCAAAGAACUGGAAACCAAUAAACAUCAACUGGAGACACUGAGAAAUGAACUAGAGGAAAAUAACAGCAAACUACAACUACUGCUGGAGGAAAAUAAACUACUGAAGAGUUCUGAAACAUCAGUAUCAACAGCACCAGUAAGACGACGACACAGUAAGGAGUUAGAUCCUCCAGCGAUGAGUGGAGAAACAGCUUCAGUGUUGGUUUCUGGAUCAGAGCUCAGGUUGGUUCUGCUGGGGAGUGCUGGAUCUGAAAAGAGUGCAUCAGUAAACAUCAUCCUGAACAGAGAGGAGAAGAUCCAGACUGAUACAUCAACAGAGAUCCAGCAGAGUGAGAGCAGACAGGGGGAGGUGAAUGGGAAGAAGGUGACUGUGGUGGAAACUCCUGACUGGUUUUGCUCUGGUCUCUCUCUGGAGGAGGUGAGACAGGAUGUGAAACUCUGUGUCCGUCUGUCUGCUCCAGGACCUCACGCCUUCCUCCUGAUCAUACCAGUACAACAAUCUACUGGAGUAGAGAGAGCAAUGCUGGAGAAAAUGGAGGACAUUUUUGGGGAGAGAUGUUGGAGGAACACCAUGAUCCUUUUUACUGUCACUGAUGAAGAACAAAAGAAGAUCAUUGAGGAUUUCCAGUCAGGGAAUCAGGAGGUCCAGAGACUUGUAGAGAAAUGUGGGAACAGGUUUCACUGUCUCAACAUUCAUCAGAGUGGAGAUGAUUCACAGAUCUCAGAGCUGCUGGAGAAGAUUGAGAAGAUGAUGGAAGGAAACACAGAGAGAUUUUACAGCAGUGAGAUCUACCUGGAGAUUGAGUCUCAGAUCAGAGCGAUGGAGAGAAAGAUCACGAGAGACAGACAUGAGAGAAAAGAGAGGGAGGAGAGAGAUAUAAAAGAAAAAAUAGAAAAGGAGGUGCAGAGAUCCCUGAGAAAGAUAGAGGGAGUGAUUGAGGAACAUGAAGGAGAUAUCAAACAACUUAAUGAGAGAACAGGUGAACUAGAGAGACAGAUGAGAGAAGAAAAAGAUGAAGAGAAGAAGAAAGAACUAAAGAGAGAGUUGGAAAAAGAGGUGGAGAAGAGAACAAAACUGGAGAGAAAGAUUAACAAACUGAAAGAUCAGAGAGAGAGAGAAAAGAUUGAGAUGGAGGAGAAACACAGACAGGAGAUGGAGGAGAUCAGGCAGAUGUAUGAAGGAGAGAUGAGGGUGGAGACAGAGAGAAACCUCAUGAAGAUCAUCCUACCUGAACUCCAGAGAAACAUUUUAGAUUCAAAGUCAAAGAUGCAGGAGGAGUUUAACAGACAGAUGGAGGAGAAGAACAGAGAAAUAGAGACACUAAAAAAUCACUUCUCAGAACUCAAGGAGGAGUACUCCUCACUGUGUGAGUUUCAUGAAUCAGCAAUAGGGAUCCUAAAAACCUCCUAAAAACGUUUUAAAAAAAGAAAAUGAUAGUGUGAUCAAAAUUAGUAAAGUCAUCCAAAAUCACAUUUUAAUGAGCCUGACAAAAACUCUUUGAAAAGACUUUAUAAGUGCAUCAUAUCCCUUACGAAAAAGAAGUAUACUUCAAGUUCAUUAUAUUAAGUAUACUUAAGUAAUGUUGGAGUAUAGUUUUAAGUAUACUUUAUGUAGUAAGUGUACUAACAUUUAUGUUCUAGUAGUAAACUUGUAAGUGUACUGCUUGAAUACCGCUUGGGACUAAAUUGGCCCACUUUUAGUAUAUAAAAGUAUACUUCUAAGUGUACUAUAAGUGUAAGAGUAGUCAACUUUAAGUGUACAACUAGUGCACAAUUAGUUCUUCAUUUGUACUGCAAGUGAACUCAUGAGUAUACUAGUAGUUUUCUAGACUUAUACUUCAAGUGUACAUGCAAAUGUUCUGUUAGAUUACUCUUAGUAAACUAGUAGGUUACUAAUUUUGUGCUGCAGGUAUACUUCCAAGUGUUUUUUUUAUAUACUUUUAGUUAACUAGUAGUUUAAUAGUCAUAUACUGAAAGUGUACAUGCAAGUGUUCUGUUAGUGUACUCUUAGUAAAAUAGUAGGUUACUUAUUGUGUGCUGCAGGUAUACUUCCAAGUGUUUUUUUAAUAUACUUUUAGUUAACUAGUAGUUUACUAGUCAUAUACUGAAAGUGUACAUGCAAGUGUUCUGUUAGUGUACUCUUAGUAAACUAGUAGGUUACUUAUUGUAUACUGCUUGUGUAACAAAGCACUUUGACACUGAGGAUCCAUCUGCAGGUUUUUAUUAAACACACUCAUAUUCCAACAGGCAAGGUUAAACAACAGCAAACACAGCAAUGUAGGGCAGGCAAAUCUCGUAGUCAUGAAACAGGCAAAAGGGUCAGCAAUGACAGCCAGUACAAAUCAAGACUUUGCACUGACUGAAUGUUUCCAGAGAGUUUAUAUAGGCUGUCCAAUGUGUUUCAGGUGGCAGACCAAUCAGUCCAGGCAUGCGGGAUUAUGGGAAAUGGAGUCCAGAACGAAAGUUAAUAUUCAGGGGGUUCAGCCAUAUAUAUAGAUAUAUAUACAACCUCAAAUCAGAAACAGUUGGGACACUGUAGAAAUUGUGAGUAAAACAGGAAUGGAAUAAUUUACAAAUCUCAUAAACUUAUAUUUUAUUCACAAUAGAAUAUAAAUAACAUAUCAAAUGUUGAAAGUGAGACAUUUUGAAAUGUCAUGCCAAAUAUUGGCUCAAUUUGGAUUUUAUGAGAGCUACACAUUCCCAAAAAGUUGGGACAGGUAGCAAUAAGAGUAUAAAAGUUAAAUGUACAUAUAAGGAACAACUAAAGGACCAAUUUGCAACUUAAUUGGCAACAUGAUUAGGUAUAAAAAGUGUAGCAGUGUCUCUCAGAAGUCAAGAUGGGCAGAGAUAGCCUAUAUUCUAUUGUGAAUAAAAUAUAAGUUUAUGAGAUUUGUAAAUUAUUCCAUUCCUUUUUUACAAUUUCUACAGUGUCCCACUCUAGUGU